CUCUACCAACCUGGGCUGGGACGGAGGCCGUGCUCGGUCCGCCCACCUCUCGGUGCAACCAGCCUUGACCUUGUGGCCGACUGCCAGGACUUCUUGGUCCUCCCACAUGGCCCAGACCGGGUGUCCCUGGACCGGCCGCUCUCCAAACGCCUGCAGGAGCAGCGGGGACCACAGGCGGCCAGAGCAGACCAGGCGGUUUUCUCACGGCACAGAGGAGGAGGAGGACGACUGGGAGACUGACCAGGACUACGUCAACAAUGCCAGCAGGCCGUGGGGAGAUCGUGAGAUUUCGACGGCCUCCAUUAUUUCUGGUAAGCCCAAGAAGAGCUUGGCCCGUCUAGUCCGGCAUCUCGUUCUCACAGUGGCCAAGCAGAUACCUGUGAGACGCACACAAGCAGGACUCGAACACGAGAGCAACGCUCCCCUCCUGUGGUUUGCCUCCCACUGUGGAGCAGAGCAGAGGCGUCCUGGCUAGCAACCGUCGAUAGCCCUCUCCUCCUCCAGGAAUUUGUCCAAUCCUCUUCUUAAAGCCAUCUAGGUUGGUGGACAUUAAUACCUCCUGAGGAAGGGAGUUCCAGAGGUUAACGGUCUUGAAUCUUCCAACAUUCAGCAUGGGAAGUCCACAAGUUCUAAUGUCAUAAGAGAGGGAGAAAAACUGUUCUCUACCCACUUUCCCCAUGCCAUGCCAUUCCCAUUCCCAGAUGGGCGGAGUAUAAAUAAAUUUAUUUAUUUUAUUAUUAUUAUUAUUAUUAUUAUUAUUAUUAUUAUUAUUUUUACUCCGCCCUUCCCGGUUCAAAAACCGGCCUCAGGGCGGCUAACAACAAAUUUAAAACACUUAAUUAUAGAAGCAGCAUAAAACACCGUAUAAAAACAUGAAUAACAAUAAAAUUCAAAGUUCAGAAAUCAAUUUAGGGGAAAUGCAUCUAAUAAGCAUUAGAUAGUCUAAUUAGAUAGCAUUAGAUUAGUCCUAUUUGGGCCAGCGAGGAGGCCAGGGGAGAAUUGGCUGUGGGAUCCCAGAGCAGGUAAUCUUCAUAAAAGCGGAGAGGGAGGGAAGGAAGGGGAAUAAAAGAUCAGGCUAAGUUCAGAUUGAAAACCAGGAAGCCAUAAACAUGAACUGGAAGGACCUUGGGAAGGAGAAGCAGUUGCUGCCCCAAAUUGCUGGGCUUUGCUGCAUUUAUUUUGAAUUAUAGCUCCCAGGGCAGAUUCAGACAAGGAAUGGAUUCAUGACAUCCAUUCUAAGCGGUGUGUCUUGGACUUGUUAGAUGCAGACGAACGAGGAGAGGAACCAGCUGGGGAACCCCAAAGGGAAGAAGGCUCAGAAGCCAGGGAGUGGUGGUGGUGCAACCAUGAGUGGUCAGAGGGAGAAGAGGGAGAAGACUAGAAGGAGGCGGUGUCAGACACUUGGUGAGAAGGGAGAGUUUGUGGCAGAGAGCAGUCCAGAUUCAGAGACAGAAGCUGAAGCAGAAGAGGAGGGAGGUCAAGAGGCAGAGAUGAGUCAGGCUGGUGAAGAAUGAUGGGUGUCCUGCUGCGACAAGCUCCCCUCCAACCUGGUCUCCCAGAACCAGAAGAGGCAUGAAGUGAGCGGCGCAGUCUCCAGUUGCUUGGAAAAAGCCCUGGGGAGGUAGGGCAGAGCUGUCAACUUUUCCCUUUUCUUGUGAGGAACCCUAUUCGGAAGAAGGGAAUUUCCCUUAAAAAAAGGGGAAAGUUGGCAGCUAUGGAGGUAGGGACCUUUGGUCUCAGAAACUGGUCCAUAGGGCAAGACCGACCUGGGAUGAGCUGCUGUGCUCCUCAGGCCGACACGCCACCAAGUCUGUGCAGGUCGUGUUCUUUCUAAGAAAGGGUUAAUGUGCACAGUGUGAUUUAUUGCUGGCUCCUGCUGUCACUUAGUUUUCUACCACCCUGAUGCCUUCCAGAUGCUUGGGAGGGACUACAGUGGUACCUUGGGAUGUGAACGGGAUCCGUUCCGGAGCCCCGUUCACAUCCUGAAUAGAACGUAAGACGCAUCUGUGUUUCGCCACUUCCGCGCAUACUCAUGACAUCAUUUUGACCGUCUGCACAUGCGCAAGCGGCAAAACCCGGAAGUAACGCGCUCCGUUAACUUCCGGGUUGCCGCAGAGCGCAACAUGAAAAUUCCUAUUCUGAAGCAUAUUUAUCCCGAGGUAUGACUGUACAGCGACGCGGGUGGCGCUGUGGGUUAAACCACAGAGCCUAGGACUUACCGAUCAGAAGGUCGGCGGUUCAAAUCCCCAUGACGGGGUGAGCUCUCCUUGCUCUGUCCCUGCUCCUGCCAACCUAGCAGUUUGAAAGUACGUCAAAGUGCAAGUGGAUAAAUAGGUACUGCUCCGGCGGGAAGGUAAACGGCGUUUCCGUGCGCUGCUCUGGUUCGCCAGAAGCAGCUUAGUCCUGCUGGCCACAUGACCCAGAAGCUGUACGCUGGCUCCCUCGGCCAGUAAAGCGAGAUGAGUGCUGCAACCCCCAGAGUCAGCCACACUGGACCUAAUGGUCAGGGGUCCCUUUACCUUUACCUAUGACUGUACAACUCCCACCAGCCCCAGCCAAGCUGUGCAGGCUGAGGCUGAUGGGUAUUGUAGUCUAAAACAUCUGGAGGACUCCCAGUUGUGGAAAGAAGUUGUACUAGGAGGCCAUGAAUUGGAGACACUUUUUCACUGAGUCUUCCCGGUUUCACUUCUCUUUAGAGCUCUCUAGAUCCAUCCGAGAAUGCAGCCUCGGAAAGCCGAACCUUCCCAGAAGGCCGGAUCACGCCAAUUGCCAAAGCCACCUCCGGGGUUGUAAGGAUCCGGUGUGGAACCGCCCAAAGGAUCCCGAGGGGCAUCAGCCGCCGCUGUGCCCGCACGUGCGAUCUUCGCCCAGCCUGGGUAUAGAGAGGGCAUCCCUGUUCAACCGCAACGCUGCAGAGAAACUGGACACGUUCUUCUCCCAGAAGCUGAAAGCCUGUGCUGGUGGCUCAGGCCGCCUGUCGGACCCCUGCGAGGACCUGGGGACCCUGCAGGAAGACCCCACAGACCCCAGCGGGCCCUGGAGGGACCCCGGGAAGGAACACGCUGGCCCCGAGCGAAACUGCAGGAGGCAGGAUCACAGCCGCGCAACCCAAGGAAGAGGAGAUGCCACCCAUGCCCACGGCUGCCAACCAUGCCCACGGCUCCUCCGGCACUGUCUCACUGGCAAAGGCGGGGCGUCGGAGCGCGUCUAUUGGCGGCAGGAGAGCAGCAGGCCCUCCACAGCCGUCAGCAGCUCAGCACGGAUCCUGCCUCGCUGCAGAAUCAGCCAUGUCCAGAGUUGCACCGCCUGCCAAGCGUUUAACAGGGACACACCAGCGGGCAUGGAGACGCUCCAGGAGAACGGCUGGAGUCUGCCGGAAGGCAAGGAGAGAGCGGGUUUGAGUGCCCCCCGCCAGAGGGAAAGGACGGGGCCUCCUUGCCGGCGGCAGGUGCCAGACCGGUUUUUGAAAGUUCAGCAGUGGCUGGAGGAGACGCCGGCCGAAGACCCUCCGUCCCACCCAAGGCAGCAGGGGCGUGGGGCUGGGCAUCGGGGCAGCCCAGGCACUCUGGGGUGGCCACCUGCGUACGGAUCACUGGAUCAGAAGGAAAGGGAUUCUUGGGGAGAGGCAGGAGGCUGUCCAAGUCUGGACCCCACAGCUGACAUCAGGCACAGAAUGAAGAGCCAUCAGGAAGAGGAUCCCACUCAUCAGGUGAGGGGGCAGAGGGAAGGGCUGGGGAAUAAUAAUAAUAAUAAUAAUAAUAAUAAUAAUAAUAAUAAUAAUAAUUUUAUUAUUUAUAUGCCGCCCAUCUGACUGGGCUGCCCCAGACACUCUGAGCAACUUCCAGCAAAAUAUUAAGACCACAAUUAAACAUCUACCAGCUCCACCUGGUACGCAGGAUGAGACCCUAUCUGCCCACACACUGUCUCGCCAGAGUGGUGCAUGCUCUGGUUAUCUCCCGCUUGGACUACUGCAAUGCGCUCUGCGUGGGGCUACCUUUGAAGGUGACCUGGAAACUACAACUAAUCCAGAAUGCGGCAGCUAGACUGGUGACUUGGGGCGGCCACCGAGACCACAUAACACCGGUCCUGAAAGACCCAGUACAUUGGCUCCCAGUACGUUUCCAGGCACAAUUCAAAGCGUUGGUGCUGACCUUGAAAGCUCUAAACGGCCGCGGUCCUGUAUACCUGAAGGAGCGCCUCCACCCCCACCGUUCUGCCCAGACACUGAGGUCCAGCUCUGAGGCCUUCUGGCGGUUCCCUCAUUGCGAGAAGCAAAGCUACAGGGAACCAGGCAGAGGGCCUUCUCAGUAGUGGCACCCGCCCUGUGGAAGGCCCUCCCAUCAGAUGUCAAAGAGAUAAACAACUAUCUGAAAUUUAGAAGACAUCUGAAGGCAGCCCUCUUUAGGGAAGCUUUUAAUGUGUGACAUUUGAAUGUAUUUUUAAUCUUUGCUGGAAGCUGCCCAGAUGGGUGGGGAAACCCAGCCAGAUGGGUGGGGUACAAAUAAAUUAUUAUUAUUAUUAUUAUUAUUAUUAUUAUUAUUAAUCAGACGUUAAAAACUUCUGUACAGCUGUCUUCCAAAAGUCAAAGAGUUGUUUAUCUCCUUGAUAUCUGAUGGGAGGGCGUUCCCCAGGGCAGAUGCUGUGGGGCUUCCCCGGAUAUAGUUGGACUACAAACAGCUCCCAUAAGAGGCUGCCGAAUCAGGAUUUGCAAAUCUGUCCCCGGACAAAUUCUGUCCCAGGAAUGUCCCCAGAUUUGCAAAUCUGUCCCCGGGAAACGUGGCAGCGGCAGUCUCAGCAGCCCAGAGCCAGCCUGAUAGCGCAGUUGUCUCUGGCUGGCUUCAGGAGCUGCCCGCUGCCGCUGCCACUGCUGAAGGGGAACCAGGGACGUCCGACGGUACAGAUGUCCUGCCCCCUUUGUUUUGACAGAUCGGGGGAGGCUCAGGAGUCACGGGCAGGCGGGCAUUGCCCAGGAGGGGCACAAGGUGCACGGUUUCUCUGCCAGGCAAGGUGCAAAGCCCUUCUUUUGCACCCGGUGAAACAUAAAUGUGCAGAGUUUUAAUAAAACUGGGGAACGGCCAGCCACCCACGACAGGGGGCAGGAGAUCGGGGAAGGAUCGGGAGUCACAGGCGGGCGGUGCGUGGUUGCCCAGUUUUUUAAAAACUCUGUGCAUUUAUGUUUCAUAGGGCGUGAAAGAAGGGCUUUGCACCUUUAUACAAUAUGCAUGUGUGCUUGGGCCCAGGGUCUUUCACCUCACAAUCCCCACUACUGACUCUCUGUUGCUACUCAGCUAAAAAAGGAAAAAGAAAAAUAUGUGUCCCUGGAUUCAUUGAAAAAAAUCUGGUAACCAUACCCUAAACCCGCUGAGCCUCCGCUUCCUGCCCUUCUGCCUUUCCCCUCACAGAACAAAAGAAAUUACCGUGAAAAUCCCUAAAACGAGAAGUAAUUGACUAUAGAAUCACAAAAAUCAUUCUUUAACAUCAGCAGUCAGGAGUGCUUCGGCCCUGUGUUUGAGUCUGUUUGAAACUUAAAACCUCAAUUUCUUAAUAGGGCUAUGUUUAAAACUUGUUUGAGUCUCUGCCCUGUUUUUGAGUUUGUUUGAAACUUCAAACCUUAAUUUUGUAUUACUAUUGCUUGGUCCUCUUAAAUAGGGUUAUGUUUAAAACUUUUUUGAGUUUCUGCCCUGUUUUUUGAGUUGGUUUGAAACUUUAAAACCUCAAUUUCUUAUCACUACUGCUUGAUUCUCUUAAAUAGGGCUAUGUUUAAAACUUGUCAUUGAGGUUUUCAUACCUUCUUUGUAAACUUGAGGAAGCAUUUUCAGCCCUGCUCUUGAGCUUGUUUGAUAUCACUUGAAAUCUUAUAAUUUCUUUAUUUCCUUCUGAGGAAACUGAUUAGUUCAGUGAAACGAGUUUUGCAGCCGGCACCUCGUUAAGUCUUUGUUUAAUUCUAGUUUAUUUUUUGAUUUUUGUUAUUCUGUAGUCGAUUACUUCUCGUUUCAGGGAUUUGCACGGUAAUUUCUUUAGUUCUGUGUAAUUUCUUGGGUCUCUGACUGUCUUUUUCUCACUGGUUUCCCCUCCUGCAGGCUCCCCGGCUCCACACCUGCGACGACGCCAGCACCUCUCCCGCCACGUGCUCCUGCCUCUUCUGCGAGCAGCAGAGGCCCCGUGCCACGCUGGUCUCCGGCAAGAAAAAGCCGGACCCCUCCGCUGAGGAGGUGGCUGUGCAGCUGCAGGCGGAAAACCGUAUCCCCCGGAUCGUGGAGGCUUUCGAGCGCCGUUCGCUAAGGGAGGCCAAGAUCGUGGAGAGGGAGAAGGCGUAUCUGUCGGCCCGGCAGAGGGAGCUGGAGAAGCGGGCAAGGGCGGGCAAGGCGCGUGGGAACGCCAGGCGAGGCCACCACCAGGCCAGCGGCGCCAAGGCAAGGAAGCCCCAAGCCAAGGAAGAGGAGCAGACGCCGCGUGAGGAGCCCAGGCCCCGGGCAGUGCCAGAGGGGCCCCCAAAGCGCCACCAGGCGAGGGAGCGAACGGCCAAGCCCAGUUUCAUGGACAGACUGCGAGGGCACUACUAGAUCCGUCAGCUCAAGAAGCCCAGGGACUGGACGGGAGGAAAGCCUGCGGCGAUGUGGCCGAGGGAACCACGGCGUGGACGAGGCUCCGAAGGGUGGUGGCCCCGACGCCAGCAGGGGCUGUUCUUCUGCAAAGGCAGGACAGGGACAGGUGGCAGAACAGGAAGCUGGCAUGCCCUGGCGCUGCCCGUGGGAAGGGCGUGCUAAACGUAGGGAGCGUGCUUCUGCCUCUUCGCCAGCCCAGGGGUCUCUGCCGUGGGUCUGGUGCUAGAGACUGCGCCCAAAGUUGCCACGCCAAAGGGAUCUCUGCAAAGACAGAGCAAUGGGCCAAGGGGUUGCAGGUGGCGCUCUGGGCCUGCUGUGGGCACAGCUGCAAUGGGGGGCAGGGAGGGGGCAGCAAAGUGAAGCAGUAUCCCGGCCAGUAGGUAGGUUUUCCCAGCGGCUCCCAAGCCCCGUGCGAAGGGAUGCUUGCAUGCACACAACACGGGAUAUUUGCCACUGGGUGGGAGGAGGUCCAAUGGGCUGUUCCAUGGAAGCCAUGGAGGGCGUGUGAUGCAAUUCAAACUGGUGUGUUUGUAUGAAUAAACCAUGGCUGUGAUGCAGCUGUGUAAAUGACGA
Molecule: messenger RNA, 7178 nt
Organism: Podarcis lilfordi (Lilford's wall lizard)
Lineage: Eukaryota; Metazoa; Chordata; Lepidosauria; Squamata; Lacertidae
Source: the annotation of a GenBank genome assembly